Messenger RNA from Nerophis lumbriciformis (worm pipefish), 5986 nucleotides. RefSeq names its product DNA topoisomerase III beta (gene top3b). Gene Ontology annotation, molecular function: DNA topoisomerase type I (single strand cut, ATP-independent) activity; DNA binding. The record is from RefSeq and is a predicted model, not a curated record. Gene Ontology annotation, biological process: DNA repair; DNA topological change; DNA recombination. Lineage: Eukaryota; Metazoa; Chordata; Actinopteri; Syngnathiformes; Syngnathidae. Gene Ontology annotation, cellular component: nucleus.
AACACUUCAAGCCGUAAUUCAACUGCAAGUCAGCCUAGAGGAAGAAGGGGAAAACAACGAAUGCCAUAUCCGUUUUGUACGUUUUUGAGUUAUUGAAUUUCUGCAAAGGACUACAAAAUGAGGACAAUCAUGAUGGUCGCGGAAAAACCUUCCCUGGCUCAGUCAAUUUCCAAGAUUCUUUCCAAAGGAAGUUGCACAAGCCGAAAGGGGCUCAAUGGAUCGUGCUGGGUCCAUGAAUACAACGGUGUCUUCCAUGGACAAACUGCACACUAUAAGAUGACUUCAGUUUGUGGACAUGUGAUGAGCUUGGAUUUCAUUGGUAAAUACAACAACUGGGAUCAGGUGGACCCAGCAGAACUCUUCAGCAAAGCGCCGACAGAAAAAAAGGAGGUCAACCCUAAACUCAGCAUGGUGAAAUUCCUGCAAGUUGAAGCCAGAGGAUGUGACUUCUUGGUGUUAUGGUUGGACUGUGAUAAAGAAGGCGAGAACAUCUGUUUUGAGGUUAUUGAUGCUGUACAACCUGUCAUGAAAGGAGGUGUCAGGGAGAAGACUAUUUACCGUGCCAGAUUCAGCUCCAUUACUGAACCUGAUAUCUGGAAAGCUAUGAAUCAACUUGGAGAGCCAAACCACAAUGAAUCACUUUCUGUGGAUGCACGGCAAGAACUGGAUCUACGGAUUGGCUGCGCGUUUACUCGGUUCCAAACCAAAUAUUUCCAGGGAAAAUAUGGAAAUCUGGACUCUUCUUUGAUAUCAUUUGGACCUUGCCAGACCCCAACUCUAGGGUUUUGUGUGGAACGUCAUGAUAAAAUCCAGUCCUUCAAACCAGAGAACUACUGGGUUAUACAUGUAAAGGUCUUCAGGGCGAAGGAAAACCCACUGACCCUUGAUUGGAACAGAGUUAAAGUCUUUGACAAAGAUGUGGGCCAGAUGUUUGUCAACCUGACCAAGACAUCCAAGGAAGCCCAGGUUGAGUCGGUGACCAAGAAGGAGAAGAGUAAGCAGAGACCCCAGGCUUUAAACACAGUAGAGAUGUUGAGAGUGGCAAGCUCUGCCUUGGGUAUAGGUCCUCAGUAUACUAUGCAGAUUGCUGAGCGCUUAUACACACAGGGAUUCAUAAGCUAUCCUCGAACUGAAACAUCUCACUAUCCAGAAAGCUUCGACCUGAAGGGAACACUGAAGCAGCAGACCAACUGUCCUUUUUGGUCAGAGGAGGUGAAAACUCUCCUUUCAAACGGAAUAAAUCAUCCCAGGAAUGGAGUUGAUGCUGGGGACCAUCCACCUAUUACCCCCACUCGUGCAGCCUCAGAAGAAGAACUGGGAAGUGAUGGCUGGCGCCUCUAUGAGUACAUCACAAGACAUUUCAUUGCCACUGUCAGUCAGGACUGCAAAUACCUACAGACAACCAUUACCUUCAACAUUGGCACUGAAACGUUCACAUGUAGUGGCAAAACCCCAAUAUCAUCAGGUUACACAGCUGUGAUGCCAUGGCAGGGUAUCCCUCUCGAAGAAGCCCUACCUGUCUGUCAGAAGGGAGACAUGUUUACAGUAGAUGAGAUUAAGCUGGUGGAAAAGCAGACAAUCCCUCCAGACUUCUUGACUGAGGCUGAACUUAUCACUCUAAUGGAGAAACAUGGUGUUGGCACUGAUGCUAGCAUCCCUGUCCACAUUAACAACAUCUGCCAAAGGAACUAUGUGACAGUAGAGAAUGGACGCAAGUUAAAGCCAACCAACCUGGGCAUAGUGCUUGUGCACGGCUACUACAAGAUUGAUGCAGAACUGGUACUCCCCACCAUCCGCAGUGCUGUUGAAAAGCAACUUAAUUUAAUAGCACUUGGAAAGGCCAACUUCCAGCAAGUACUCCAGCAUACAUUGGACAUUUUCAAGAGGAAGUUUCACUUUUUUGUGGACUGUGUCUCUGGUAUGGAUCAAUUAAUGGAAGUCUCUUUUUCGCCAAUUGCUGCUGCAGGAAAACCAUUAUCUCGUUGUGGCAAGUGCCACCGGUUCAUGAAAUUAAUCCAGGCCAAACCUAGUCGACUCCACUGCUCCCACUGUGAUGAAACAUAUAGUCUUCCCCAGAAUGGAGCCAUCAAGUUGUACAAGGAGCUUCGCUGUCCACUGGAUGACUUUGAGCUAGUGCUUUGGACCUCUGGGGCCCGAGGCAAAAGUUACCCAUUGUGCCCCUACUGUUUCAGCAAACCGCCUUUCAGGGACAUGAAAAAAAAUGUAGGAUGCAAUGAAUGUACCCAUCCUUCCUGCCAGCACUCUCUCAAUGCUUUGGGUAUUGGACAGUGUGUGGAGUGUGACAGUGGAGUUUUGGUACUGGAUCCCACCUCUGGGCCGAAAUGGAAGAUGUCCUGUAAUAGGUGCAAUGUAGUUGUUCAUUUCUUUGAAAAUGCACAUCGCGUACAGGUUGCUGAAGAUAUUUGCAAUGCAUGUGAUGCUUCCAUGGUAAUGGUAGACUUCAGUAAGACCUGCAACCCACUUCCUGCGGAUGAGACCCAACACACCGGCUGUAUUUUUUGUGAUCCAAUCUUCCAGGAUCUUGUAGAAAUUAAACAUGCUACUAUGAGGCACCCAAUGCACCGAGGUAAAGGUGCAAGAAGAGGGCGCGGGCGAGGAAGGGGACGCCGUGGACCCCCUAGAAAGCCCAAAGACAAAAUGGAUGAAUUAGCAGCAUACUUUGUAUAGUAUAUUACUUUUGCAGAGCUCACUAUUUGCUAUGGCUCUUAGUACACAUUCUAUACUGUAAGUCCAUAGUAAGUCUAUACAGUAUAUUUUGAUAAUUGUUUUUUGUUUGGUUAGUUAAUUAUGUAGUUCAGUAUUUCUCUGUUUUGUUUUGUUAUCAAUAUGUUCUUGUGUACUGCCAUUGUCAGGUCAUUGCAACAUGAACAUGCAGACAUGUCAAUGAUCCAAUUAAAUAGAACAAGCGUCAUUAAUCUUCAGCUGUCAAAGAGUCCAUGUUAUGUAUGCUGUAUAAUAAAUGUGAUGUAAAAUGUUUUUUGCAUGGUACAUUGGGGUAAAUAAUACCUGUGUGAAGUUGGCCCCCCACCUUGUCCAAAUCUCCCCAAACUAGUCCCAAUCGUUUGUGCCCUUUACGGUUUUACCGCCCCAAAUCAAACCAAACUUGUUCUAUUCGUUUGUGGUGCAAACAUUCCUGGUCAAACUAUUAUCAUUUUUAAUUUAUUAACAUUCAUGCCCAGCCCCCAACUUGUCAAAACCUCCCCAAACCAAGUCCAAUCAUUUGUGCUGCAAAAAACAUUUGUCUAACUAUUAUAGUUUUUGAGUAAUUAACCUUUUAGUCUUUUAUCUAAAUAAUGUGUUGUUAAUCAUAAAUACACCACAACUAUGUCAAAAUCUCCCUAAACGUGUCCCAUUUGUUUGUGCUUUGUUUGUGCUGCAAACAUGUUUGGCCUAUAUUAUAAUGUUUAGGUUAUUAAUAUUUUGUGAUUCACCUGUGUGGAGGCCCUUGUCCAAAUGUCCCCAAACUUGUCCCAAUCGUUUGUGCUUCGUUUGUCUGCAAACAUUUUCGUUUGCACAUUUACAGUUUUUAAGUUAAGUCAUUAACGUUUUAUGUUAUUAAUGUGUAAUUAACGUGUUUUUAAUCAUUACUAUGCCCCAUCUAUGUCAAAAUCUCCCCAAAUGUGUCUUUGUUUGUGCUUGUUUUUGUUGCAAGCAUGUUUGAUUUAUUACAAUUUUCAACAUUAAUGGUGCCUUCACAGAUGUGUAAGUUACCCAUGCCUUGGACACUAAUACACCCCCACUUUUCCUCUUUGGUCCGGAGGACACAACGUCCACAGUUUCUAAACACAAUUUGAAAUGUGGACUCGUCAGACCACAGAACACUUUUCCACUUUGCAUCAGUCCAUCUUAGAUGAGCUCAGGCCAAGCGAAGCCGGCGGCGUUUCUGGGUGUUGUUGAUAAAUGGCUUUUGCUUUGCAUAGUAUAGUUUUAACUUGCACUUACAGAUGUAGCGAUGAACUGUAGUUACUGACAGUGGUUUUCUGAAGUGUUCCUGACCCCAUGUGGUGAUAUCCUUUACACACUGAUGUCAGUGUUUGAUGCAGUACCGCCUGAGGUAUCGAAGGUCACGGGCAUUCGCUGUUGGUUUUUGGAGAUUUCUCCAUAUUCUCUGAACCUUUUGAUGAUAUUAUGGACCGUAGAUGGUGAAAUCCUGAAAUUCCUUGCAAUAGCUUGUUGAGAAAUGUUGUUCUUAAACUGUUAGACAAUUUGCUCACGCAUUUGUUCACAAAGUGGUGACCCUCGCCCCAUCCUUGGCUACCCCAUCACUGUGCUGAUUUUGUUAAGUUAACUCCGUGGAGAAACCUUUGUUGGCACACACAGAGGUCAGACAUUUCUCGUUGUUGGUCACCAGAGACCUCAGGAGGGAUUUUGGUCCACUCCUCUUUACAGUCUAAAGUCCAAAAAAUGUUCGAAGAGUGGCUAGGACAUUUCAAAUGGCCUCAUUUAUCAAAUGUGCGCCUGAGGAUGCGCAAGUUUUUCCUAUGCUGUGAGCUCGAUUGAAUCGUAUCUGCAUGAACGAACACAAUCUGUAUCAGUUAACUGCAGAUCUGACUCUAACCUCCGGAGUCCCUCAGGGGUCAAUUUAGGCCCCCUUUUAUUUAGCCUCUAUAUUAAUGAUUUGCCCCUGUUUGUCCUAAAGCUGAAUGCUUAAUGUCUGCAGACGACACGGUUUUCUUUGUUCAUGGUCACACCAAAGACAUUGUUGCUGCUAAACUCACUAAAACAAUGUCCGAUGUUACAACUUGGUUGCAGGAGUGCUGUCUGCAGCUAAACAUUUCUAAAACUGUAGGCAUGUAUGUAACUAAAACAAAAAAAGUAUCAUCUGACCCCGACAUACAUAUUAAUGGAGAAAGAAUACAAAUUCUCAGCCAAUAUAAACAUAUUGGGUUAAUAAUAGAUUCAGAGCUUUCCUUUAAAGCACAUAGGCAAAUCGUGUAAAAUAGUCAAGUUUAAUCUCGCAAAUGUUUGUGCAAUUCGAAAUGAAAUGUUAACUGAAGCUGCGAAAUUGUAUUUGCAUUCGAUGAUUUUUAGCCACUACAACUAUUGCCUUACCAGCUGGUCUCAGGCUGGUCAGAGUUAAAAAAACAACAAAAAAAACCCUUUGGAAAUAUUGUACAAACAAGCAAUUAAAGUUAUGGAUAAAAAACCUAGGCACUAUCAUCACUGUGCCAUUCUAAAAAAUAAAAAAAAUACAGUAUUUUAAACUGGGACAGUCUUCACACAUUUGCAGACUUAAAACUGACCUAUAAAGUACUGCAUGAAUUGGCUCCAGAUCCUCUGGCAGAUUUCAUCAGCCAAAGAAACAGCCGUGAGCGUGUCACUUUAGACUCUGUCAGAGGUGACUGUUAUAUUCCUCUGCGCAGGAGCACUUUCAGUAAGUCUGCAUGGUCAAUAAGGAGUGCAAAUGUGUGGAACACAGUACAUGAGGAGGUUAAACUGGUCAUAACUUACAAGGCCUUCACAAAAAAAUUGAAAAUGUGGCUUAUCAACACCUACAGUUGCCAGCACUAAAAGAUGAGCCUGUGUUGAUGCUAAGAUAAAUGUUAUGUCGUGAUGUUGUAUUUUAUUUUUUAUCAUAUCAUAUAUGUAUUGUGUGCUUUUUUUCUUUUUCUCUCUCUUUCUUUUCAUUUUUUUAAAAAUGGUAAUUUUACUGCCUUUUUUACAUCAUGGGGAGCUACAGAUGAAAACUAGCCAUCUGGCUAUUUCUGGCUUUUUUAACCAUGUGUCCCAUUUGAAAUAAACUAAUCUUAAUUCGUAUUCUCCCAUCCAGCCCUGGACAAGUGAGGCACAAUUGCUUAAGUCGUGAAUGAAGGCAGGCUCAUUUGUAACGCGUCAGCCUUUUCUUGGCUGUGUAAAAAAUCAUAAAAUUGAGUUUUCGUAGCAUUUGUGAAUGUAAAUAAAAUCUGUGAAAAAUAUUACAUUUUAAAGGGCCGAAUCAUCCAGGCCACACAGAUGUGUCGUCAUG